AUGGUCUUUCGGUGGUCUUUCUUUGCCAUAGCAGCACUCGGCUGCUCAGCGCGACGCUUCGCCCAGGAAGUCGGCGUUUCCUGCAAAGAGCUGGACGCCACUGCCAUUCACCAGGGAAUCUCUGACGUGCUGUCUAAGUUGGAAGAACGACGCAGCAAGCAGAAGAACAAGGCAGCUUCUGUACUCAUAGCAGCAGAUGCGCAAGCCUUGACGACCCGACUCCGGGACGUUGCAUGCGAUGCAGCGGUGAAGGUCGCGGAGCUCCAGGAUAAGAUUACCUGGAAGCUGCGUUACUUGCAUUGGAUAAGCCGUUCCCGUGUUGCCCUGCCAUUUGCUUGGCCGUCGGACACUUGGCUACAUAUCUUCAGCGGGACUGACGGCACGGACAUCCGAAAAGCGGCAAAGGUGAUGAAGUAUGUCCACCUAUCUCUGAUCCUGACGUAUACAGUCCGCCAAGAAGCGACUGCGGCACUUCAGAAAGCGGCCAUGGGUGGAGAUGGAGGUGCAGUGGACGUGGAGACGGACGAUCUGUUCGUCGUCAUAUCGCCUGCGUAUGCCUUCUUUCACAAGGCCAUUGAAAAGGAAGGACGAGACGGCGGUCUCUGCGAAGUGCUGGAGAGAGGCGAUGCUUUCGGGGAGGCGUUCCACCACUUUGUGCAAAAGGUGAACGUGGUGCAAAUCGCCGAGUUCUGUCCGAGUCCUCUGGACGAAGUUCUUGGAAAGACAGCUUACGAGGUGGUAAGAGGAGAGGCCCCGGCGCCUGGUGACUGCUCCCAUGCCAAGGAGCCGCAGUGCCUGCAGGCGGCGGACAUGUUCUGUCCCUACUGCCUGGACUCAGACCACUUGGAAGCCGAGUAUUGGUUUCCUGUAGACAUGAUGGCUGCUACCGUGAUGAACGCACUGGCCGCUGGAGUGAAUGCAACAGUGGAUCAGCUCGAUGGCCUCUCCAAGAGCUGCAAGCACUUCUUCCAACACAAGUUCCUCGGGCCAGCAUUGCAUUGA
Symbiodinium sp. CCMP2592 is the source of this 1002-nucleotide messenger RNA. Lineage: Eukaryota; Dinophyceae; Suessiales; Symbiodiniaceae. The record is from the annotation of a GenBank genome assembly.